Molecule: messenger RNA, 16338 nt
Organism: Dunckerocampus dactyliophorus (ringed pipefish)
Lineage: Eukaryota; Metazoa; Chordata; Actinopteri; Syngnathiformes; Syngnathidae
Product: FERM and PDZ domain-containing protein 4-like
Exons: 17
Coding region: 6808-12492 (1894 amino acids)
Cellular component (GO): cytoskeleton
Molecular function (GO): protein binding
Source: RefSeq, a predicted model, not a curated record
ACCAGUGUUUAGGUUUAGGGGGCAAUCACUUUUUCACACAGGGCCAUGUAGAUUUGGCUUUUUUCUCCCUAAAUAAUAACAAGUUUAAUGUAAAAACUGCAUUUUGUGUUAAGUUGUGUUGUCACUGACUAAUAUUUAAAUUUGUUUGAUGAUCUGAAACAUUCAAGUGUGACAAACAUGCAAAAAAAGAAGACAUCAGGAAGGGGGCAAACACUUUUUCACACGACUGUAUGUCUUAGUGGGGGUGGCUGGUGGUUUUUUCCUGGUAAUAUGUACCGAAGAGUGCCAGUAUACAUUAGUCAACAGAGAUAAGGACUGGCGAUGUUCUCUUCAGUCAUGUUUUAUAAUGAAAAUAGGGAUGAAAUAUACCUGACAAAAUGGCUAAAAUGGCCCAUUCCCAAAACCCUUGAAAAAAGGGACUUCUCUUGUUGCAAACAUGUAUCCUGUAUGUCUAAAGAUAACUGAGUGACAUAACAUAAAUCACAGAUGAGCCUACACUGGAUUGCUGGCUGUCUGUUUGCUGAUACAUGUGCUUACUUCUGCUCCAAAUACCACUCCACCACUGGCCUGUAUUCUCCCAUAUACAGUACCCACAUAUAUGCUAUGCACACAUGUGCACAUGUAAGUGGUUGCAUCAAGCGGACGUUUGCAUAAUCAGCAGGUGCACAAGAAGAAAGCAGUGAAGGACAACGAAUGGACUUUAUUUUGUCAAACAAUUCUUAUGCCCGCAUGUUAUGCCAUAUUUGCACCGAAAUUGAGUAGAUUCUUGCUUGGCACGAACGUCAUGAAAGUCAGCUGUGUAGAUUUUGCAUAAUCUUGCUAACUAACUUCGUACAACAACAGACAGACUGGGAUCAAAACAAAUGCCAGAAUGUUUUUUUCUUGUAUUAUAGCAUAGUACUUAUGGGAAUAUCUUAUAGUGGCUAUACUGUACUGGCAUAAAAACCAGAUAUCAGUUCAUACCGGUAUCUGUUUUUCUGCCCAUAAAUAUAUCGACGGGCAAGUGAUGACGUUGUGCUCCACACAGCAACAAGCUUGCUAGCUCAGUUUCACCUUGAGAUUGUAAAUAUGCAAUUUGCAAAGAUUGAUUAAGUGCUGCGAGGGGGGAGUAAGGCAUCUUUAUUCAAUACUUCUGAUCUACUAUAUGAAUAAAUAAACAGUCCACACUGAGCAUGAGCGAAAGAAGUCUUUAACAAUAUGUUAUUAUCUUUGUAUAUUCAUUUGGUUGUGGUUUGCAGAGAUGUAGAAAUCAACUGAGUCUUACUGAGAGCUGUUCGUCAUGUAGGACUUAUUGCCAUUAGUUACAGGGGAGGGGCAUAGUAUUAGAAAGCAUUGCAAGUAUUCUGUAAGAAUUAUGCAGUCAGUGCCUUCCCUUGCCGGUGUCAGUUAAAAGUGAGAAUCAUUAAGACUUGAGUGGCUCUCGCGGGAUUUUGCAGGUGCACCGAAUGUUGUGGCGGUGGAAUGAAUCUCCCUCACCAACCUAAUUAGCUGUUUUGUUUUUUGUUUUCAUCUGGCAGCAAUGUUGCAGUGGUUGCGUUCGUUUUAGCAUGAAUGCAAACAACCAUUAGUGCAUAUUUGCGCUCUGCAAGCCACAGAUUUGUCGACACGCUCCAAGCAGCUGUGCACACACACACACACACACACACACACACUCACUCUACUCUUUCUCUAUCCUUUCCAAUUGACCAAACAGAUGGAAUUGGUCAAUGCCUGACAUCAACGGAGCGUAAACAGCCAACCCGCGACUAACCUGUGGUGAAACUAGUGAAAGUGCAUAACCCUGGAGAAAAAUCCAUUUGUUUUGUGUAACUGAAUUUCAACACAAAUUCCACCAUGGUUUGGAAUAAUCAAGCAAAUAACAUGACGAGCUAAGAUACGGAACUACAUUAACAAGCUGUUCAUUUCAACUUUGCACUCUCAUGACUCCCAAGGCGCACGUUAAAGCUGCAUAAAGUCCCAGGCAGAGUGAUGGCAUGUUUCAAACCAAACAAUCCUCUCCAUCAGGAAUUGAUUUCCCCCUGGUUUCCUCCUUACUUUUCUAUUCUAUUAUUUAUUGCCUAUUUUUAACCUUGUCUGGCUCCUAUGAUCACAUAAAUGUGCAUCUGUAACGACAAUCCUUGGAGCAAAUUACAUCACUUUCAUCCAACAUGUGUUGGAGAGAAGCACGGCCUAUUAAAUAAUCUAAAUCUCGGCUGCAUCCUAGUAAGAAACGAUAAAUAAGAAGCAGUACGAGACAAUCGAGCUAGAAAGAUUAGUUUUAGGUUGGUUUGUAUGGAGAUGAUCAGAUCUGUGUUGCAUUGUGUAACAAGGACACAGCAGCAGAGGUUUAACCAGGCCAGCUUGCAGUGAUUGAUGGUGCUGACACUGAACUUAUUGACACAACCCUGGCAUGUCUAAUUUUUGUGUGUGUCAGUACACAGGCAGCUUGUGUUUUAUGUCUUUCACGGCAUUGAAAGGGACAAAGCUGCAGCAAGGAUGAGCUGUCCAUGGUGCUGAAUGGAACAUCUCCUUUGUAAUAUAAGGAAGAGCUUUUUGCCAUGUUUUGUUGGCAAGAUGCCACAUCGUGACCAGUGGGGUUUGCAUAAUGCGGACAAAAGUAUUGGGACAUGUUGCUAUUUAUAUAUUUUUGUCAUCAUGCCACCCAGUAUGUAACCAUUUCCUUUGGCUCAUUUUGGCUUUUUGCAAGACUUUUUCCGGCCGGAAACAGUGGCAGGAGAAGAAAAAGAAUGUGACAAGAGAAAAAUAAUAUUCACAGAAGGCGGGCUAUGAAGUACACAGUCGUUUAUUUGUCAUCGCCAAUAAGUUAUUGCUCAAUUUACAUACAGAAAUUACUGAGUAAAAUUUUUACUCCAGUAUCUGUGCCAUGCGAUAGGCUGGCGACCAGUCCAUGGUGUAUUCCCGCCUCUCGCCCGAAGUCAGCUGGGAUAGGCUUAGAAGCUUGUAAACAGGUUUCCUAUGCUCUCACUUUGAAAAUAUUCCAUUUGUAAAUAAGGAAACCUACUUUGUGGAAAGUCAACUUUCAUGCUCGGGUCUCUGGCCAUUUAACAGUGAUAAAUGAGGGAUUACUGUACGUGCACUUAAACAUCAAAAUUCAAUGAAAAAUGUUUUCACAUCAGGCUACUACAUAAGCAAAAAGAUUUGUGCAAUUCUUUAACAAAGUACAACUACAUGAAUAUGAUUUCAAGCUGCAUUUUGAGCUGGAAGGAUUCAAAUUUAUUGAAAGCUGUUUGUGCACAGCAGUUUGCACAUUGGUCAGACAACACUCUUGGUAGCACCUUAUCUUGUACCAAUGAAAGUGGUCUACAGUCCACUGCAAUCCAUUUGUCCAGCUUGCUUACUCCCAGAUGACUUUUGUCUUGGAUAUGGACCCCGUGUGUAGGCUGGUGCCACUAUUUGCUCGUACUAGAACAGCUGAGUCUUUGGUGCACAUAUACAUGUUCUUCUCCAUGUUUCCAUAAAUAAAUAUUGUGUAUAUUAAUAUUAAUAUUAAUAUUGUGCCCAAGUGUUGUGCUGAUGUCACUCUAAGCAUGGCGUGCAUCAGUGUUAUCGGUGUGGAAUUAGAACGAGACUGUGACGCCUGGAGUGCAGAAAUAGAAAGGUGCGAUUGCAUUUUUUUAAACAAAAAUGAAGUAAUUCAGAUGAGCAUGUUGGAUCUUCUCUGACUGGUGCAUUUGAUUGCCAUGUGCUUGUACUGUUGGACAAGAAGGAGCAGUGAGAAACUGCGGACUGCUAUGUUUGCUUCUCACACUCACCGCUUGUGAGAAAGCCAACUGAUUAGCAGCCAUAUGCUUGUCAUUUGUGAUCAAAACAGUUUUUUGUUUAAGUGAGCGUUAUUUUUUAUGUUUUAAAUUGCAUUAGUGAUUGAUUUCAUUGCAACAAUUAUUACCUCUCUUCUCCGAGUGAGGUGUUUUUAUCUUCCUUCCAUCCAUUUUUCGGGUCGCGGGGGCAGCAGUCUGAGUAGGGAAGUCCAGACUUCCCGGUCCGCGGCCACCACCGGGAGGACACUCAGGUGUUCCCUGGCCAGCUGUGACACAUAAUCCCUCCAGUGUGUCCUAGGUCUGCCCCGGGGCCUUCUCCCGGCUGGGCAUGCCCGGAACACCUCACCAGGGAGGCGUCCGGUAGGCAUCUGUGAACCACCACCUUAUCAUGGUGGAGGGGUUUGAAUACCUGAGGGAUCGUAGGAGCUAUGUUGUCAAGAGCUAUAUGGCCCUGGUAGGGUCUCCCAAGGUCAGAAGACCCUAUGAACAAACACAAGAGGAGGGACCUCACCCUGGAGCAAGGCCCAGGGCCAAACUGUAUCUCCCCCUGGUAGACCUACCACCUGCGGGGGCAAGCAUAAGGGUCGGUUGCAAUGUGUUUUGGGUGGCGGUCAAGGGCGGGCUCCUGGGCAACCUGCUCUUCGGCGGCCAAAUCUGGUUCUUGGGACAUGUUUUUAUCUUAUUAAUAAUAGAAUGAAUAACUUCUGCAUUCGCCCCAGUAUGAUUCGAUUGUGAUUGAACAUUUUCAGGUUUCAUAGACUGUGUUGGUUUUUGUACAAUAUUAUAUGUUCCAAACUAGUCAGUUUGCCGUGUGCUGUAUUGCUCCACCAAAAUGAGUGCCAAAACAAAGCACACUAUGCUUUGCCGACUCACUUUCCAUGCAUUUCUUUGAUUGUGUCUGCUAAAUAACCCGCCAUGGGGCCAAAGAAUGUUGCGAGUGCCAACAAUUUGAUAAAGAUGAUGAGAAACACUAUUGAGUUCAGGAAAGAGCUCAUCACAAGGUAUGAAGAUGGCCGCCAGGGUGUACGGGAAGUCUGCAUCAACAAGAAGUUCCAUCCUGACAAAGAAAGAAUACAUCAAGAAAGCUAACGUUACAAAAGGGGUAACAAAACAGAGAUCACAAACGACGGAAGGUGAAACAGUAUUGAAUUGGAUCUCGUCAGAAUGUACGGGAUGUCCGCAUCGAUAAUACGUUCCACGCGUUGUUAUCUGCAUCUUAAACUACAAUUACUCUCUGUUAAAUGUAUUUUUUGUGUGUCUGGAACACAUUAAUUGGAUUUACAUUAUUCCUUACGGGAAAAAAUUGCCUUGUUUUUGUUUUUUGUUUUUUUUAUUUAGGUGAGGCAUGCAUUUCUGAAGCAUUCUCUCUGUGCUUGUUAUUCAAAUCUUUUUCAUUCAUCAUGAUGCUCACAGAGCAUGCAGCAAGCAGCUGGCAAGAAAGUUUCUGUCUGUGUGUGUGUGUGUGUGUGUGUGUGUGUGCGUGCGUGUGAGUGCAUGCAAACUAAAUACACACGUGCACACACGCUUUUGUGUGUUAAAUCCUCUGAAAGCCAAAACAUGUUGUGAGCAGGUACUAUAUAAAGGGAGAGCACUCAAAGGGGGAACUUUUAACAAUUUUCUCCAAUGUUUCAUUCAUGAAGACACAACGAGCGAGUGGAGGAACAAGAUGAGGUAGGGACGGCAGGGUGUAGAAUCGUGCGGGGACUGACAAAGGAAAAGAAUAGAAAAAUCUAUGCAGCAUUGUAAGCAGAGGGGCUUCUAAGUGUUUAACUUAUCUCUGCCAAGGAUGCUGUUUCACCAAAACAUUCAGAGAGGUGGAGCAAUGGCCAAGAACAUUUUGGUUCAAAUCCACACAAAGACAUUGUGAUAGUGCUUUUUGCUUCUUUUUCUUUUUGAGACAUUUCAUUCAUUUCUGCAUGAACAAAACAAAACUCAAACAUGCUGUAUGCCCUUAACACAUAAAUGGUCAAGACCUACAUGCGUCUUCUUACUCCUUGCACAAGUUCCAUUAAUAGUUGGCCAGAAGCAAACAUUGUCAGCCACCAGUUCAGUUUCCUGUGGAUAUAAGUUGUGUGCUUUAAACCAAUAGCUUUGUAUUGUAUUUUUAUUUCUUGCUGUUUGCUGAUCUGACCACAAGUUCAUACAUAAAGUUGUCUAGUAGUUUCCCUGUGGUAGUCUGUCCAAUUAUUAUGUCCCUUGUCCUGAUUGCCAUACUGUCAGGAUUUUUUGGUUGAGAAACUACUUGACGGAGGGCAAACUUGUGGCAGCAGGCUGACUGCUUCAUGUGGUUAUGGCAGUCGAGCAGCGGUGGGCAAACCCUUUGACUCGCAGGCCACAUUGGGUUGAACAUUUUGAUUGGGGGCAAACAAAUUUAUAUAUUAGUCAAUCACAAGACAACUGAACAUAAAAUGCAGUUUUUAAAUGAAAAUUGUUAUGAUUAAGGGAGAAAAAAAAUCCAAACCUACAUGGCCCUGCGUGAAAAAAAAAAACAAUAACUGGUUGGGCCCCCCUUAGCAGCAACAACUGCAAUCAAGUGUUUGUGAUAAAUUGCAAUGAGUCUCUUACAGCGCUGGGGAGGAAUUUUGGCCCACUAAUCUUUGCAGAAUUGUUGUAAUUCAGCCACAUUGGAGGGUUUUCCAGCAUGAAGCGCCUUUUUAAGGUCAUGCCACAGCAUCUCAGUAGGAUUCAGUUCAGGACUUUGACUAGGCCACUCCAAAGUCUACAUUUGUUUUUUCUUCAGCCAUUCAGAGGAGGACUUGCUGGUGUGUUUUGGAUCAUUGUCCUGCUGCAGAAGUCAAGUUGGUUUCAGCUUGAGGUCACCAACAGAUGGCCGGACAUUCUCCUUCAGGAUUUUUUGGUAGACAGCAGAAUUCAUGGUUCUAUGUGUCACAGCAGGUCUUUGAGAUCCUGAAGCAGCAAAACAGCAACAGACCAUCACACAACCACCACCAUAUUUUACUGUCGCCACAAGAACAAGACAUCCGGCUGGCCGCCCCCAGGCCCAACCUCCUGGGGAGGACUGCAGGGGCCACCGUACAGCUGGGACAGCAUGAACAAUAGCAGGGAUGGCCGGAACUGUCUCACCAACCAAGUGUCCCAGAGCAGCUCCCUGGAGGAGGUUCAUCUGGAUGGACUACCACCUGCACCUCGCCUGGUGGAGAUGAGGCGUGAUCCUGUCCUGGGUUUUGGCUUUGUGGCUGGCAGUGAAAAACCAGUUGUAGUUCGCUCCGUCACGCCAGGUGGUCCAUCAGAGGGAAAGCUGUUGCCAGGAGAUGAGAUCAUUAUGAUCAACGACGAACCCGUCAGUUCGGCUCCAAGAGAACGAGUAAUCGACCUUGUCAGGAGCUGCAAAGAAUCCAUCCUGUUGACUGUUGUCCAACCAUAUCCGUCUCCUAAAUCAGCAUUCAUCAGUGCAGCCAAAAAAGCCAUGCUCAAGUCCAAUCCGGUCAAAGUGCGCUUUGCCGAGGAGGUCAUUAUAAACGGCCAGGUUCCAAACCCAGUGAAGGACAACUCUCUUCUGUUCAUGCCAAAUGUCCUGAAGGUCUACCUAGAGAACGGUCAGACUAAGUCUUUCCGUUUUGACAGCAGUACCUCCAUCAAGGAUGUGAUCCUGACACUGCAAGAGAAGCUAUCCAUCAAAUGCAUCGAGCAUUUCUCCCUCAUGCUGGAGGAGAGGAUUGAAGGCUGUGGCAACAGACUGCUUCUGCUGCAUGAACAAGAGAUGCUCGCUCAGGUGACUCGCAGGCCCGGUUCUGAUAAGAUGAAAUGUUUCUUUCGAAUCAGCUUCAUGCCCCGCGACCCUGUGGAGCUGCUGCGGAGGGACGCCGUGGCGUUUGAAUACCUCUACGUGCAGAGCUGCAACGAUGUGGUGCUGGAGCGGUUCGGCCCAGAACUGAAGUAUGAUGCAGCGCUACGACUGGCGGCGCUGCAGAUGUACAUUCUCACCAUGACAACCAGACAAAGCCAGAAAGUCUCACUCAAAUACAUCCAAAAGGAGUGGGGCCUGUCACUGUUCCUGCCGCCUGCUGUGAUGACCAGCACCAAGGAGAAAAACAUCAAAAAAGCUCUGACGCACAUCCUCAAAACCAACCAGAACCUCGUCCCUCCUGGGAAAAAACUGACUGCUUUGCAGGCCAAGGUGCAUUACCUAAGGUACCUCAGUGAGCUCCAGCUUUAUGGAGGGAGGGAGUUUAAAUCAAUACUUUUGCAAGGUGAGAAACAAACCGACGUGACGUUGUUAGUGGGCCCUCGUUACGGUAUCAGUCACGUCAUCAAUGCUCGGACCAACCUGGUGGCUCUGUUGGCUGACUUCAGCCAUGUGAACCGAAUCGAAAUUCUAACCGAGGAUGAAAACAAUGUCCGGCUGGAACUGCAUGUCCUGGAUGUCCGGCCCAUCACACUCAUCAUGGAGUCAAGCGACGCGAUGAACCUGGCAUGUCUUACCGCGGGCUACUAUCGCCUCCUAGUGGACUCAAGGAGAUCCAUCUUCAACAUGGCCCACUGCAACAGCUCAGCAGGCGAUGACAACAGCCAGGAUCGUAUCCUGGAAUGGCCGUACAGCACAUCUUUUGGGGACGGUGAGGAGCUAUCAACCAGCCAGGCAGAGCUCUACAGGGAUUGUCAAUAUUCAGACAAUGGACAGAGAGAAAACAGGCUCUCUUCUUACUUCCAUCAUUCUCAAAACCCUGACAGAGACCUUGAGACACGGCAAAGUCCAGUGCCUCCUCCUCUUCCUCCCGCUACCAGACACAAACCCCAAGAUUCACCUCGUAGUGCCAAAGUGUCAUUUAUUUUUGGAGGAGACCCACCUUUGAACAAGUCCAGGAGCUUAGGCUAUGAACGACUUCAGGAGAGUGCUGAAGUACCUGAGCACGGACCACCAUACUUGCACAAUACAGACUUUGGGGCACAGGACAGGGUGCCCUUUCAAUUCAGCGGUUUGACACACGUUUAUAGCAACAUAACAACUGAGGAAGGUGGUGAGGAGCCACUGUUAAGAGAUCUGUUUUAUCGUGACACAACAGACGACGCAGAAGAUGAUGACGAGGCCUCCUGCGAAGAAGACUCCACUGGGGGAACGCCAGUGGGGGACGGAGAAGGGAGAGGAGGACUGGCAACGGCGGCUGGCAAAACUACCUUUCUCACGUUUUCUGGUUCUACUGAUGACAUCAUUGACCUUACAUCGCUGCCGCCACCCGAGGGUGAUGACGCUGUAGACGACGAUGAGGACGACACACUACUGGAGACGCUUAACCUUGCAAUUGCAGCCCCUCCACCAGGCUUUCGGGACAGUUCAGACGAGGACACUGCACCUGAGGGAAGGCCGCUAAGCCUGCAAGAUAAUGAUGAUAUUCCAGUCUCAUUAAUUGAUGCCAUUCCAACGCUCGGGGAGGGAGAAGGAGGGGGACAGAGGCAGCUGGAGAACAAAGUCGUGAACACUCUGCAGGCACUUGAGGCGUUGUCUGUUUCUGACCAGAGGCCUCCGCCACCGCGUCCACCAACCAGCAGUAAUAAUCCAGGUGUUUACACAUCUCAAGGCCUUAGCCCAGAGUCUUCCUCUGACUCCGGCAAUGAGACAAACUCCUCAGAAAUGACAGAACUUUCUGAGCUGGCUGCUACGCACAGACUCAGUGAGAGCCACAUGCGCCUCCUCGUGGCCACGAGGGAGGGAUACCAACCUUUGCUGGAAGAGAAAACAGAGUUUCCAGUUUCCCCCAGUACUGAAGGAACAACCCUGAAGAAGUCCCGGAGUCCACAGCAUCUCCGACCACCCGCAGUUCCUCCAAGACGUAGCCCACAUUUGGACACAAUGUCAUCACGACCAGACGGCGUGGGCGGGAGAUCUCAGACAAACCUUUCCUCCACUCUCCAGCGGCCCAGCUCCACAACGCCAGGAGGCAAGCAUCACAAAAAGUCUGCAGACUCAAGUGGGAAGUAUAACACCUUUAGCACAAGAGAGGGGUACCGGGGGGGAAGUAGUGGCAGCAUCCAUCUUGACUUCAAUCAGCGUACUUCAUUCUGUGAUCGAGGAGGAAGCCAAAGAAGGCACAAUUUUGUUUUGGAGGAAAAUUCGCAAGCCGAGGGCCAUGAUGUGAACAGUCACCCUAGUGACCAUCGCAGAAUUGCUUGUCCGGCUUCCUCAACAUCUGAUCGGCUUUCAGAUGGGACCGCUCUCGGGGAGUGCUCUGCUGAUAAUAGAGCUGUUGAGCAAGAUGAACAUCUAGUUGUAGCGUCAUUGCUGUCCCCAAGUAAAAAACCCAGACUGGGGGAUUCUGACCAAGGAUCAGACAUACAAAAUGAUCAUCCUCCUAUUUCAAGACAGCAAAGUGUUGCACGGUUAUGUGAGUAUCAUCUCGCAAAAAGGAUUUCAAACUUACAGGGUGAAACACAAAAUUCGCUGCAGGGCUCCCUGUGCUCGUCACUGGAUGCUGGUGGCAGUGCAAACAGCAGUGUCUGUGCCACCCCGACCGACUCACCGCUUGGUCCGGGCGCAAUUGAGGCCAAACACCACCGCAUGCAAAGGCACCCUCUGUCUAGCUCUUCUUCAUCAUUACUCAGGGUCUUAAACUAUGAAGAAUUUAAACCUGGACAGAACCCCCAAGCAAAAGAUUUUCACCCCCAUGCGGACCCUGCCCUCCUUCGGAAAAUGUUGCCCAAUAUUCAUGCUCCUUCUACGGGGACUGACCCUGGCCGUCCCUCUUCAGCCACACCCUCUAAACACAAAGAGACUGCUUCAAGCAAAAAGGCAUGUUUCAAAGGGCCAAACCAGAAAGAAGGCAGUGAGGCAUACAGACAAUUGAUCAACUACCUAACAGUAAGCCAAAUGCACCAAGGAGGAAAGUUACACAGUGCAGGCAUGGGGGGAGGUGUAAAAAAGGACACUCGUCGCUACAUCACAAGCAACCCCCAGCUUGUCGAAAUGGUUAAGAAUCGAGGGAACACAAUUGCUCGAUGUCCAUGUAUGCCAUCCUCCAUGUCGUCCCCUUUUGUCCGCCCAAAUUUGGUGAAUCAAAAUGCCUUGCAGCUGACAAAUAGGGAUCAAAAGCCGUACCAUUCUGCCACACUUCCUGCCAAACUUAAAAGAAGCCCCGACACGCACUCUCAGGGCCCAAAUGAUAGAUUAGAUUUGAGGCGGGCAAAUGCAGAAAGGAGAAGCUCCUUUUCUGGACUGGAAAGUGAGCUUGAGACGGGUGAUAUAGACCCGGAGCACUUUUUGUCGCUGUAUAAGAAAGAUGACUGCAUUACCCGUGAGGCCGGGGGAACCAUUAACCGGCACCCUCCUCGUUCAAGGAGCCAACCGAGCGGAGGCACAGAUGACUGGUUCAGAUCAGACCCUAGGGAAAGGCAUGCAUUUCGUCAGCCCCCUGCCUCCUGUCUAAGCGGUCAGCGAGCAGACCUCAACAGCCUCUCAUUAGGAAGGGGUCCUUCAGCUUUCACCAGGCAGGCAUCUACCGGGACCAUGGCCGGCAUUUCCUUUCCAUCCCCACCCCAUCAUCCACAGUCUCCACCUCCUCCUGUAUUAAUUCCAGUACAAUCCAACGCUGCAUCCAGCCACUCCGGAUGCACACAGAAUGCCAUCCAUUCAACCCUGUUACGGCCAAACCAGAACCACAUUCAUGCUGUUAGCCCCAUCCCACCACAAUCAGAUCCGGUCAGCAAUUACUCACAAAGGGGCCGGGAACUAAAACGCAGCUCCAGCAAUAUCACCAACAGUUCUGGUAGUGUGGAAGUUCUGUUUGAAAAUCCCAGCCGAAGCCAGAGCCAGCAGCCCUUGUCACCAUCUGUGCCCCAGCAAGGAGACACUAAAGUCCAGAAGAGGCCCACAAGGAAACGUCUCUCCAAAAGUUACUCCCAAGGCUCAGUGUCAUCCCACACCACGUGCUGGUCCUCAGGUAGCAGGACAGAUAGCAGAAGGGCUUCUGUAGCAUUUCCUUUGCAGAAAGACAAUAAACAAAUGAAGGGCUCUCAAAAACUGGACACCAGUCCUUGGAGGUGCAAUGGACCUUUUAGCUACUGUUUCUUUAAACGUAAAAGUGAGGGAGAAGAUGAUGACAGUGAGUGGGAGACAAGACAAAGCCGUGGUGGGAGCGACAUGGACAAUGACUGCGCUGCGUCAUUGGGUAUCUUCCCCUGUGGCUCAGCAGUGGAUGCAGCCGGAGAGCAACUGUAUGGCGAGGUCCUCAACAACAUGAGCUUUAGCGACCGCCUGUCCCGGGUCAAUGCCCUCAAGGACCGCAUGUACAGCUUCCCUUCUGGCUUCACAGAUGUCCGCCGUGACGCCAGCGAGCUCAUUGCGCUGGUUAGGUCCAGCAUAGGUCGCUGCGAUCGUGGUGCCCAAAUGCCAAUGCAGGAUGUGUCUCAGUCAAAGCAACUCCUCUCAGUGGAGUCCAAAGAGUUAGGCCGGGCAUGCAGGCGGAUGGCACAGGCGCACAGCAGCCCUGAGGAGAUGUUGCUUGCUGUGACUUGCAGCUUCCAGGUACUGUGUUGUCUCUGUGAAGCUUGUAUGUGUCUCGUAAAGGGGCUGAGCGCCUCAGCCUCACACCAACAGAGAGAGGUUGUUGCAAAGGUAGAUGAGGUCGUUAUGAACUAUAUCUGUUUACUCAAAGCAGCUGAGGCUGCAACUGUGGGUGCACCGGGGGAGCAGAGCGUCAAGGCCCUGGUCAGACAUUCCAGUACCAUGUCAGCCAUCGCUAAUGCACUCACACGCUCUCUUAAAACGCUGCUUAGUAAGUAGAGUUUCCUUUACUCCUUUUGCUGUCUAGUGUGGCCUAUGCAGUCAGCAAAAGUCUGUCUUGAACCCAUUCCCAGCUCUCGAAGCUACUGCAGGAGUUGUAUGUUUUUAAUGCAAGGUCUGGGCAGGAUUCAUAUCAGAAUCGGUAUAUAAGACUUCCGCUAUAAUAAACAUAAAAGCAAUCCUCACUUAACUUGCUUUUUAUGAUGUUUUUUUUGUAUAUGUCCAAAGCCAUACGGUUAUUAUAUGAUAUGUACCUAGUAGAAAUCUCUUUACCUGUGCAUUAUGUAACUUAUAUAUAUAUAUAUAUUACAUAGAAACAAUAGUAUUUCUUUGCAGUAACAAUUAUAUAUGCCAUGUAUUUAUCUUUCACUUUCAAGUGCAGUUUUAUUACUGAUGCACACAAUUGUGAAACUCAGAAAUGUGUCAGCAAGGACUCAUCUUAACUGUGUGCUAAAUUCAAGGUUGUAUUUGUGAACGUGAACCGACCCUGUUGUGUUGCAAUGUAAUGAUCAUGCAAUCCAAGAGGAUAUUCCUUAGAGAGUGGCUCUACAAUAGCACCAUAUUUACCAUUGCUUUACAUUUCACCAUUGCUUUGUGGAAUUAUAUAUAUAUAUAUAUAUAUAUAUAUAUAUAUAUAUAUAUAUAUAUUAUAAACUGUAAUAAACUCUAGAAUAAAAAAUAAUUUAUGCACUGCUGUCAUCAUUACUAUUUAUAAAGUAUUUUAAUUUCUUAUGAAGUACUUUGAUGAUUUAAGACUGUAUCAGCUAUAUUUUAAUUGUUUUUACCUUUUUGUGUAUUAUAUUCGUUGGGAUCACCUCCGUGCUUGAACGUUUGUAACUCAACACUAUGUAUCUAAAUGCAGUGAUGUCUGAUAACGAGAUACUUUUUUUAAAUGACGCACAAUCCUAUUAAAACAAAUUAUUUUAAAUCCGUGUUUUGUUUCUUAACUGUGUCCUUUUGUGUAAAAGCUUGCUUUUUUGCUUGCUGUUGACGGCUACGACAACUCAGGAAGUUCAAUCUGUCCCAGCAGUUGCUGAUCCAGUUCUACAUCGCAAUCACCGUCACUACUCAGAGUGAAGAUGGAGAGUGUGGGAGUAGACCAACACCUGACUGCAUGGGUUAUAGACUACCUCACCAACAGACCACAGUAUGUGAGGCUCCGUCACUGUGUGUCUGACAUGGUACUCUGCAGCACAGGUGCCCCUCAGGGUACGGUGCUCUCCCCUUUCCUCUUCACCCUCUACACCUCGGACUUCACACACAACUCCACACAGUGUCACAUCCAGAAGUUCUCCGAUGACACAGCCAUUGUGGGUUGUGUUUCAGAGGGGAAUGAUCUGGAAUACAGGACGGUCAUCAGGGACUUUGUCAGCUGGAGUGAGCUUAACCAGCUGCAACUCAACACCAGCAAGACAAAGGAGAUGAUCAUUAACUUCCAGAGGAAAACAUUUCACUUCACACCGGUGAACAUCCAGGGAGCGGACAUAGAGUUGGUAGACAGCUACAAAUUCCUGGGUGUUCACCUUAACAACAAACUGGACUGGUCCGUCAACACCCACGCCCUCUACAAGAAGGGCCAGAGUCGCCUCCACCUGCUGAGGAGACUGAGGUCCUUUGGUGUGUGCAGGACUCUCUUACGGACCUUUUAUGACUCUGUGGUGGCCUCAGCCAUCUUCUAUGCUGUGGGCUGCUGGAGAGGGGGCAGCACAGACAGGGACAGGAGCAGGAUCAAUAGGCUGAUCAGGAGAGCGAGCUCUGUCCUGGACGGUCCUCUGGACUCCGUGGAGGAAGUGGGGGAGAGAAGGAUGUUGGCUAAGCUGACAUCCAUCAUGGACAACACCUCUCACCCGCUAAAUGACACUGUUGUUGCCCUAAGCAGCUCCUUCAGCAGCAGACUGUUACACCCACAGUGUAAGAAGGAGAGGUUCCGCAGGUCCUUCAUACCGACUGCUGUCAGGCUCUACAACACCUGCACCACCUGAACCAUGUUGUUGUCAAUUUGUAUUCUUUACACUGUACUCUUUACUUGCGUAUCUUGCUCGCUGCUGUAACAAGUGAAUUUCCCCGUUGUGGGAUAAAUAAAGUACAAAUACAAAUACAAAUCAUUCAGUCUGUUCUGUGCACUUCCAUCACUGGCUGGUUUGAAUCUGAAACCAAACAGGACAUGAAGAGACGACAAAGGACCAUCAAAUCUGCAGAAAUAAAUGAUUGGAGCCGACCUUCCCUCCAUAUGUGACCUAUAUUGGUCCAGGGCCAGGAAGCGGGCAGGGAACAUCACUGCAGACCCCACACCCCAGACACAAACUGUUCAAACUCCUCCCCUCAUGUAGGUGCUACAGAGCACAGUACUCCAAAACUUCCAGGCACAGAGACAGUUUCUUCACCCAGGCUGUCACGUCAGUGUUGACGCUGUCUUUUGUUAUAAAUGCAGAUAAUGUCCCAGUCUAUUAGUCACACCCACUUACUUCAAUUGCACUGUCAUUAUAUUAUUAUCCCUUUUGCACAUCUCAGUCUUACUUUUUAAUUUAUUUAUUAAAGUGUCUGUAUAUAUGUACAGGGAGAACUAAUUUAACCGAAGUAAAAUUCCUUGUCUGUGUAAGCACACUUGACCAAUAAAGCUGAUUCUGUUGUGUUGCUGAACGCCAUCGAAAACAGAGGCGAUCGUGUGCCUUUUCGAUGAUGCCUCACCGGAAAAACGCAGUAGAAGAAGAAGCGUAACCGCACCCCCUCUCCCCUCAUAUGCAUACAGGGCGGUUGUUCAGCGCGUGCAGCUAUGUCCACCAAUCAGCUGGCCUAAAGCAGCAAACCACGCCUGCGCGGCAUCUCGUGUGGCGCGCUUCAUUGGCAUUGUGUUGAGGAGCAGUUGAGAAGUUUAGGUCAUACUUACCUUUAACUUUACGGGGAUUUGGGAAUUUAUUUAUAUGCAUCUUAGGUUUACAGCGUUUGUUUGGCGAGCUUGGAAGCGACGCCUGGACCGAACAAGCCAAGUUCACUUAAGUUUGGACCAGGUUACGGGAUAGUUGUUGUUGGGUUCCCCGUGUGGGCUUUAAAGUUGUGCUAACAGUAGCUUACGGGGAACAACAGCUACCCAGCUUCAAAGUGUGUCAAGAAUGGAAGCUGUUUGCCAACCACGACGUGCCUUGGUUGAAAUACCUCCUCCACAGCCCAAAAUUGAAGGUAGGUCGUAAAUGCUGCCACCCCCGUCUUAUAUGCGUCGAAAGUGUUGGUAGUUUGACUUAUGUGUGAAGAAUGUGCAAGUAUGCAAAUGUUAGCUUGCCUUUUAAACAUGUCAAAGGUCGUAAAAAUUCAACUUUGUUUCAAGUGCAUUUAAAGCGCAUUUAAAGCAAAAAUGGCGCUGAUAUCACACUUUGUUUGUUAAUUUGCCACAGCUGGAAUGAGGAGGUCUUACCUGGAUAUUCUAAGUUCCCGAUUGCCCCCAUCGCCACCUCCGAGGGGGAGAAACACAUCAUCCAGCGCGCAGCCUGCGCAGUCACGUACGUAACAUGUUUGGAAUUAAAUUGUUUUGAGUUGUGCUUGCUAGUUUAUUGUAUCUUAUCUUGAAGAGCCGUCCAGACACACAACGAACUUCCGGCCUUCACAAUAAAAGCGCUGCACUCAACAAAACAAAGGUUUCGAGACGGAACGUUUGCAUGGAAUAAAAAUCCUAACCGCCUUUACUAUCACGCAGUGAAUUUUCCCAUUGAUGGCGAGUGGAGUAGGAGUGUGGAGCAGUGUCAUAAGAUGAAUGAAGGCCAAGCCCAGAUGUCCAUGCAACAGUUGGUCCAGCUUAUUAGAUCCCUCAUCUUGGUUGAGGAGAGCCAAGAACCCAGGAUCCUGACGUCAGGC